GAUUUAUCUUACCAUGAAAUAUCGAAAUUAAUUAAAAGGUCCAAACAAACAAAAGCCUGCAUACAUUGUUCCGUUUUCUUUUUUCCUUAUUGGUACUAUAAUCUAGUAAGAAAAAUCAAAGUAUAAAUAUUACAAGAGGCAGCCGCCCGCCAACUGAACCAAGGGAGGGAAAAAGCAAACAAGAUAGAUAGAUAGAGAGAGAGACAGGGGAUGAGGUUCAGCGUGAAGGGAUGGAGCAAGGGCGGCGCCCGGGCAGGUGUGUUGCAGGUGGGCGGCUGCUCGCUGGAAACUCCGGCGCUCCUUCUCACUACUCGCAAGGGUCUACCCGCCUUCAUCUCCCCCGACCUCCUCCCUUCUCUCCCCACACCCGAUUCUCGCCUCCUCCAGUUCAGCCCCCUUCACUUUGUAGAAGGCAUAUCGUUGAAAGCAAUAUCCGAGAUGGGAGGGCUGCAUCAGAUGGUUGGUUUGAAGGAGCAUGUGUUUGCGGCCAAUCCGGCGGAUUCCAUUAUAUCCAUACCGGAUUUUCAGAGCACCAACAAGAUUGGAGCAUCCUUUGAGACUCCUUCCGGCCGCUUCCUGAUAAAACCAGGACAGUAUGUGGAAAUGAUUUCUUCAAUGAAGCCUAAUUUGUGGGUCACAUUAGCUGAUGAGGUCCCUGCUUGGGUUUCUGAGAAGAGAAACAGAGCAUCAGUUGAGCGUACCAUGAGAUGGCUUGACGAUUGCUUGGCAUUAGCUAAAGCCAAUAAUACAGGUGGAGCUGUGUUUGGAUCCAUUGUAGGAGGCUCUAAAGUUAAUGAACGGAAAUACUGUGCGCAAGAGGUUUCAAGGCGAAAUGUCUCAGGUUUUCACAUCAGUGGCUUUGGUCUUGGAGAGAGUAUGGAUGAACGCCCUGCUCUUCUCAGUGCUGUUACUGAAUGUUUACCAGACGAUAAGCCACGCCAGAUAAGUGGUCUUGGACUUCCAGAGGAGGUCUUGCAAGGUGUUGCUGCUGGCAUCGACCUAUUUAACUCCACAUAUAUAUACCAUCUUACGGUUGGAGGCUUUGCGCUUACAUUUCCUUCAGAGGAAAUCAAGAGGCGUGGUUCCAUAGACCAACUGAGCGACACAGUCAGAGAUGACGGUACAAAGAUCAACUUAAAAGCAACUAUUUACAGGAAAGACACAUCACGAAUUCUAGAGGGCUGCAAGUGCUAUACAUGCCAGAAUCAUACAAAGGCUUAUAUAAACCAUUUGUUUAACGUUCAUGAAAUGUUGGCACAAAUUCUACUAGAAAUCCAUAACACACACCAUUAUCUUGGAUUCUUUCGCAAGAUACGAAACGCGAUCAAGGAAGGAACGUUUGAGGAGUUUCGCCAGAAUUUUGUGGAAUCUAGACGCGAGCAUAAUGCAGCUCUUGCUUUGUGUGCAUGAUCGGAUGCAGUAAACUGGUCCUCCCUCUACUGGGAAGACGACGGAGAUUAUAUUUACAAGUGGUACCUAUAUACAAUCAUCAAAACAUGUAAUCAAAUUAUACUACUACCUAAUAGAAUUUUACUUUGGUAAUUAAAUUAUGCUAUGCUAAAAAAUAUGUUUUGUACAAAUACAGAUUAAAUCCAAAUAUAAACAGCCAUUAUUAUGCC
Molecule: messenger RNA, 1619 nt
Organism: Salvia miltiorrhiza (redroot sage)
Lineage: Eukaryota; Viridiplantae; Streptophyta; Magnoliopsida; Lamiales; Lamiaceae
Exons: 10
Coding region: 211-1410 (399 amino acids)
Molecular function (GO): tRNA-guanosine(34) queuine transglycosylase activity
Source: RefSeq, a predicted model, not a curated record